Messenger RNA from Hordeum vulgare subsp. vulgare (domesticated barley), 3112 nucleotides. RefSeq lists its product as uncharacterized. The transcript is spliced from 17 exons. The coding region runs from base 30 to 2846 and encodes 938 amino acids. Lineage: Eukaryota; Viridiplantae; Streptophyta; Magnoliopsida; Poales; Poaceae. The record is from RefSeq and is a predicted model, not a curated record.
CGCGUCCGCCUCGCCGCCGGCCCGCCCAGAUGGCCGCGUCUGCCUCCGCGUCCGGGUCCGGGGGGCAGAUCCAACCGCUCAAGAUCCCGGACGCCGUCGUCGCGCUCGCCCAGGCCGCCGCCAAGGCCAACAACAGCAGCAACAGCGCCGCCGCUGACGCCACCGACAAAUAUCUCCCCGGGUGGCCGCUCUUCUCGCCACCCAAGAUGCAGCUGACCAAGUGCGCCAAGUGCCCCCGAGAGUUCUGCUCCUCCGUCGCCCUCCGCCGCCACACACGCGUCCACCGCCGCGCCCUCAAGAUCGACAAGGAUUUCCCCAAGAACAGAGACCAUCUUGCUGCAUUCUGGGACAAACUCACGGUGGAUCAGGCCCAAGCAAUACUGUCUUUGGAGGGUGUGACUAUAGAGGAAACCAGUGCUUUAUUCAUUUUGACAUCAUUGUCGUCAUGGAUGUGUAAGCCGGGCUACGCUUCGUUGCCGCUGCCAUAUGCCAGAGCUGGCAAUGAACUUCUGGACCUUAUUCAGACAGCGUCUUCAAGACUGCCUAUCUCAUCAAAUGAACUAUUUAUCAUGCUCGACGAAGCAAGUGAGAACACAUUUCUUUGUACCAACGCAGCCGAUGCUGCCUGUGUACAGAAGUUCUUGUUUGAUGGGGAGGUUGACAAAAUCGCAACAGAGUUGAAAAACGUUGUUGCGUGCACUAGUUACAUCCUUGAACAGAAGCUGGUCGAAGCAUGGUCUGCUGAUAAGGCUGCUGAAGCGUUAAGAUGCCAGAAAUUGCUUGUGGAGGAAGAGGACGCUGCUCAGAAAAGGCAAGCCGAACUCAUGGAAAGGAAAAGGAUGAAGAAACUGAGACAGAAAGAACAGAGGUUGAAGGACCUCAAGGACGAGUAUACCACGGUCCAGUUACCUGAAGUGGUGGAUGGAGGGACAAGCUCUCCUGGGAUUCAGAGUCUCGAGGCUGUUUCAGGCCCUGGUCUCCAUGAGCAAGAGGAUCCACAGCAUCUUCGCUGGCCAGCACCAGUGCCUUCAGAGGAUAAUGGGUGUGAUGGAGAAGGUGCCAGUUGUGGUUCGGGACAAGUAAUGGACACUGGGGCUGUUUUCAGGGAACAAGCCAUGGCAGCAAUCAAUCUCGAGAGGGUAGAAAACCUUCCUCAGAAUAGCACUGUCUCAGCUUCUUCCACGACUGCGUCGAAGCAUCCAUCUUCAGUAAGGCACUCACGCCAUAGGGAACUGAAUGUUGGUGCAGUUUCAAACAAAAGCAAGACCUGGGCAUGGAAAGUGCGAACCGAUACGGAAGAACGGUGCCCAAAAGUCGAGCCAGAUGCACAUGCUAAUCAAGAGACGGCUCCGAACACGGACAAAAACUCGCAAGUGCUAAUAGGGUCAAUAAGCGUUGCGAUUGAAGACGACAGUACAUGUCUACAGGAUUCCAAGGAUUACACAGCCCCUGAAUCUCAUUUGAACACCCUGAACCAUCCAGUGGCCGAGGCGAUGCAGCCAGUUAGCCAUGAUGAGAACGGAUGCGAAGACACUAACGCAGCAGAGGGUCACUCUCCCGCUAGUGUGGUGACAGAUGAAAGCUGCUGCGGGGCAGAGCCGGCAGAGGGCGGAGGCCUACGUCAAGGCGCCGUGUCUUCUGGUCAAGAAGCGGCGGCCUUCCUUUCUCAAAGGUGGAAGGAAGCCAUGGCUGGGGAUCAUGUGAAGCUUAAAACAAAGGCAUCAACAGCAAAGUGUGUACACCAUUUUCCUUCACGGCUCCCUACCGGAGUUUCUUGGAGCUUCUUGGAGCUCUUGUCGCAGCAGCUCGGGAUCGAUCCACAAGACAAGAAACAAGAAACAAACAGUGCUCCGCCUCCGCCUCCAGUUCCAUUCGCCGGAGAUCGACCACCGAAGAUGCUGCCUUGGAUCUUCAGCCGCAAGGGCGCCUCGGGCUUCUCAUGGGCCUCCACCGCCGACCAGGUCACCGCCGGCAUCUCCGCGGCCGGGCUCACCGCAAUAGUCACCGGUGCGUCGAGCGGGAUCGGCGCUGAGACGGCGCGGGUGCUGGCGGCGCGCGGGGCCCACGUCGUCAUGGCCGCCAGGAACCUCGCCGCCGCAGAGGCCGUGCGCCAGGUCGUCCUGGCCGAGACCCCCGGCGCGAGCCUCGACCUGAUGGAGAUGGACCUCUCCUCCCUCGCCUCCGUCCGCAAAUUCGCCGCCGACUUCGCCGCCAGGGGGCUCCCGCUCAACAUCCUCAUCAACAACGCAGGGGUGAUGGCGACCCCUUUCUCCCUCUCAAAGGAUGGCAUCGAGAUGCAGUUUGCAACUAACCAUGUUGGGCAUUUUCUUUUGACACAACUUGUGCUGGAGACAAUGAAAAGGACCUCUCGUGAAUCAAACGUGGAAGGAAGAAUUGUUAAUGUUUCGUCAGAGGGGCACAGGUUUGCAUACAAGGAAGGCAUCCGGUUCGCCAAGCUAAAUGACGAGGAAGAGUAUAGCACCAUCGCAGCAUAUGGGCAGUCAAAGCUCGCCAACAUUUUGCACGCUAAUGAACUUGCCAGGAGAUUUAAGGAAGAGGGUGUUAACAUCACUGCGAACUCUCUGCAUCCCGGAGUUAUUAUCACGAACCUUCUUCGCCACCACAGCAUCAUAGCUGUCAUGACCCGGACGCUUGGUAAACUCGUGAUGAAGAACGUCCAGCAGGGGGCUGCGACGCCGUGCUACUUGGCGCUGCACCCGGGCGCCAAGGGGGUGUCGGGGAAGUACUGGAGCGACAGCAACCUGUACGAGGCGGGCGAGAAGGGCAAGGACGCGGAGCUGGGGAAGAAGCUGUGGGACUACACCCUCGACCUCGUCGCGGACUGACCGACCUGAAGAAUGCUGCCUGACCUGGUUUGGCUUGGUUUGCUUGAUCGGGGGCGAGGAGAGUAGGAGAUGAAGGACGUGCUGGAACUCAAGCCAGUGGUGUAAUGCAGUAGUGUACAACAAACAGCUGAGUCUGAGUGUGUAGUAAAAGUAAAACAGACAGAUAGAUAGGGAGAGAAUUUGGGAAAGUCAUGUUCUGCUCCUGAGCUCAUUUGAGUUCGGGAAGAACAGUAAGAUCAAAACAAAUGAAAAACUUUUCAAAGAAA